AUGCUGAUCAGUGCAAGUCGAUGGGCGCCUCUGGCCCUCAUCGUGUCCAGUCUCCAUCUUUGGUGUCUCUCGGUCAGUGCGGUGACCCUACCAGACUCGUACGAUGUGGUCUGGACGACUCCAAGCAAGAACUCGGCGGGCUCGAUGCCACUUGGUGGAGGGGAUAUCGGACUAAAUGCGUGGUCUGAAAACGGGACGAUCCUCUUUUAUAUUCAGAAGAGCGGCACCUUCGAUGAGAACAACUCCUUUUUGAAAUUGGGCAGAGUCAGACUCGCAUUUGAUCCGAAUCCCUUCACGGGUGGCUUCUUCGAGCAGCGUCUCGUCAUCAACGACGGAUAUGUCCGCUUCACCGGCGACCACCAGACCGUGGUCAAUCUGUGGGUGGAUGUCCACAAUCCCGUCAUUCAUGCCGACAUUCAAAGCGCUAUCGAUAUCAAGGUCACCGCAUCCUAUGAGAACUGGCGAUAUGAAGACUACGCAAUGCGCCAGGGUGAACAAGGUGAGCAGUGUUAUCACGCGCUACAGGGGCGAGUCGAGGAUCUGCUGGCUAACAAGGAAAAUCUACGAAUUCUCAUCACAGCUCAAUCAUCAUGGGGCGCUGGAGUGGCGCCACAAUAUCCAAACAUCACAUCUUAUGCCGACAAGAUCACCUACCAUCGAAGGGGGAUAUUGAUGAGCCAUCGAAACGAGAAAUUACCACUGUGGGAUUUCCAGACAGCCCAGCAGCAAUUGAGCAAGUUCAAGGAUCAGCUCUACACGCCCAUGCGAGACAAUGAGUUUGGACUGUGGAUGUACUCUCCGCAAUUACAACCCGGUCACACGAGCAAGGGAACGUAUGUGAAUACGCCAUUCAAAGCUUGGACUCUCUUGACAAGACGACCGAUGAAAUCCUUCAACAUUCAACUAGCGCUCUACCAGGAUCAGACCAGCAGCCAUGCCGACUGGUUGAAGGGGUUACAGUCGAUCAUUGACAAUGCGCUCACCAACACAAUGGAAGACACCAUCAGUUGGUGGCAUCGCUUUUGGGAUCGCUCCUAUAUCAUUAUCAAUGAGAACGCAACCAUGACCGACCCCGGUUUCCAGGUCGGAAAGAACUAUCAGCUCUGGCGCUAUACGAUGGGUUGCAACGCCUACGGGCAAUGGCCCACCAAAUUCAAUGGGGGAAUGCACACAUUCGAUCCAGUUUUUGUCGAUCCAAAUGAGCAUUGGACUCCAGAUUACCGUCGUUGGGGAGGAGGAACAUUUACGGCCCAGAAUCAACGGCUGCUCUACUGGCCCUUGCUCCGUUCAGGCGAUUUCGAUGUCAUGAAAGCGCAGUUUGAAUUCUACCGGCGCAUCACCGGGAACGCACGUCUCGUUGCCUCCCACUUUUUCAAUGUCACGGCUGCACAUUUCAACGAGCAGAUCGACAAUAGCGGUCUUCCAAAUGUGUAUGAGUAUGACGGCAAUUCAUAUCGCUUCAAGCAACAGCGUCCUGCAAACUACCCAGUGGGUGAAUGCUGGAGCUCAUGGCUCGUCUUUCUACAAGACACGGCCAACGAGUUUGCAGACAUGAUCCUCCAAGCCAAUCUCUACUCAGGAUUUGACGUCUCCCCGUAUCUUGAUUUUAUCGAAAGCCAGCUGGCCUGGUUUGACCGGUACUAUCAGCGAAAUCUUUUAUCCAUGGACGCGUGGUCUCUGAAUGGUGCCAAUGGCGACGGCCAACUGAUCAUCUAUCCAGCCUCAGGGGCCGAGACGUAUAAAAACGCAUACAAUCCCGCAUCAACAAUCGCGGGCUUGCGAAAAGUCAUCAAGGAUCUCCUGAAAGUCGACCAGUUUAAACUGUCAAACAGCACCUACUAUGAAUCCUAUCUGAAGCGAAUCCCAGAAACUCCCUUGCGCGUCCAACAAGGCCACACGACAAUCGCACCCGCCAUUGCCUACAGCCGCCUCCAAAACUCCGAAAUACCUCAACUCUACCCGGUCUUUCCCUGGGGUGAAUUUGGCCUCGGAUUGCCCAAUUUGACCAUCGCACUGGACACCUACAACUACGACACCGAAACCCAGGACUUUAAGGCGAAUGUAGGCUGGAAACAGGAUGUCAUUUGGAUGGCCAGAAUGGGCGUAACCCACAUGGCAGCCAACAUGACCGAGGAAAGGUUUGCAGACAGCACCACUUUCCGAUUCCCAGUCUUCAAGGGGCCCAACUUUGACUGGGCGCCGGAUAUGAAUCACUACGGUUCCGGAUCGAUUGGCUUGCAGGAACAACUUUUGCAGACUACGGCCGGUGAUGAGAUUCGUCUGCUUGGCGCUUGGCCUGAUCGAUGGAAUGCUCGGUUCAAGCUUUGGGCGCCGCAGAACACAACGGUGGAAGGCGUCGUCUACGGAGGAACGAUGACUCGUCUGGCAGUCACGCCGAGCAGCCGCAUGUCGGAUGUGGUCUAUGGCUCUGCAUGA
This is a messenger RNA of Penicillium oxalicum, 2436 nucleotides long. RefSeq lists its product as uncharacterized. The transcript has 3 exons. NCBI's taxonomy places the organism in Eukaryota, Fungi, Ascomycota, Eurotiomycetes, Eurotiales, Aspergillaceae. Gene Ontology annotation, biological process: carbohydrate metabolic process. The record is from RefSeq and is a predicted model, not a curated record. Bases 1 to 2436 code for a protein of 811 amino acids.